UCAUCUUCUUCGACACUGAACCACCGUUCUACUUCUUCCCCUCUGCAAAAUCCAGCAAUCCCUGGUAAACCCAUACAAUGUAGAUGUAAACAGAGGAAAAUGCAACUCAAAUACUCAGCAAUGGCGAAAUUCCGAAUCGUCAGGUACCCGAAACGUGUUCCGUUAAGAGUCUGGCUUUGUUUCCAAAAAUCUCAAGGUCUCCUCGUGGGUGGAAACCACACCUCCUCCAGGUUUUGUACUCGCUAGAUCUCUCAAUCCCCAACCUCACCGGUUUUUCUCAUCAAAAUUCCCUUUCAAAAGGCAACUUUUUUAACUCUAAACAAGUGAUUUUCUGAAAUCCUCUGCUUUUCUUUACUAAUCAUGGCCGUGGAGCUCUUAAAGCUCCAACUGAUCUACUACCACAAUCUCGCCUUCAAGAAGAGAGCUAUGGUUAAACUUUUGCUCUUGGCAGCUACAAUGGCGUCAAUCCCUUGCUUCAAUCUGUUCAUGCCAAUCGACGGCUGUGAUCCGUCUUGGACCAUCGAAGCCACUAAAGUCCGACUGAACUCAUCAGAUCUGGACGGUGCAUUCAGAGAUUUAAUGGCUGCAAAUUGGCUGGUCGACGGCUACGAAACUCUCUCAAUCGGCCGUAACUCAGCAAGGGCAGUGAUGAUUCUGAGGAAAUUGGGUUUCCCUGACGCUAUGGGGCUCUACAGAUCGUGCGCGUCUCUGUUCCGACACCGUCGACAGCUGAGGGCUUUGCCGUUUCACGAUGGAUCGUUUGAUUUCGUGUUUUCGACGGAAAUGAUAGACGGCGUUAGGGUUCCGGCAAGGCUGGUUCUGGAGAUGGAGAGAGUUCUGAAACCAGCACGUGUCGGCGUGGUCAUGCGACGCGUGUCUGAGAAUUUUCCGAUGACGGCGAUUAUGAAGGCCGCCGCCCCUGUGGCUGCAUUCUUGAGGUUUUCCGACGUCGUCGCCGUCCGUACGGUGAAUUGUACUGUCCUGGUGGUUUUUAAGAAAAGAACGAUGGUCGCUGGCCUGGGCCACGAGAACCACAAAGCGAUGGAACAGAAGAAAGUUCUCCCAGGUGAUAUAAUGACCAAAAUACCCCGGGACUCAACGGGAAAUUGCGUUGGUACCAAUGCAACACCGUCCUCCAAAGCUGAUUUGUCGGUGGCGAGGAAGAGUUUGAGAGGCCCAAUUACUGAAAUGCCCCGUGACUCAGCGGUAAAUAACGUGGGUACCUAUGGGACUCUGACGAAGCAGCAGCCUUUGUCCGAAGCUGGAUUCGGGGUAAAUGGGAAUAGUGCGAGAGCUUUAAUUACUGAAACGCCCCGGAAAUCGGUGGCAAAUGGCGUCGCUGCUUAUGCGACUCUGAAGAAGGGGCUGCUGCCAGAGACCGAAACCGGGAAGAGUGCUGGAAAUUUAAUUACCGAAAUGCCCCGGGACUCGGCUGGAAGUCACCUUGGUGCGUAUUCGAGUGUGAAGAAGCGAUAUCUGCUGAAUAUGCCACCGUUUGGGACUAAGAAGCGUUACGGGAAUGGAGGGUGAUUUGGUAACUUCGUUCUAUCCUGUGUACGGACUACGGAGUAGUAAAUAAACAUGAAAUAAGAGGGAAUUGACACAUGUGAUCUAUGACGCACGUGGCAAUGACCCCUCACUGGCAUGUGGUUUCUUUCGAGUGUGUGCUCUUGUUGUUGUUGUUGUUUUGUCGUUUGUGUUGCGGACCUUGUGGUGUCAGGACUUUCACUUGUUUGCAUGCUUGGAAUGGCAAUGGAGAUGUUGAGAUUGUCCUUUGUGUCCA
Molecule: messenger RNA, 1783 nt
Organism: Macadamia integrifolia
Lineage: Eukaryota; Viridiplantae; Streptophyta; Magnoliopsida; Proteales; Proteaceae
Exons: 1
Coding region: 361-1530 (389 amino acids)
Molecular function (GO): S-adenosylmethionine-dependent methyltransferase activity
Source: RefSeq, a predicted model, not a curated record